ACGUGUAAUGAGAAGUUAGAGGUGUGUGUGUGUGUGUGCGCUGCAGAAGUCGAUCGGAUGAUAGUUUAGCUGUGUGUGUGUGUGUGUGUGUGUGUGUUUAGAUCGGAUCAUCUGCACUGAGACUCGGUUUCAGAUCAAACUUUCUACAGAAACUUUGUCGGUAGUCGGCAGUGAGGCGGUUGAUGAUGCACAUCGCGGCGGAGUUCUGCGUGGUUUGCGUGAAGGUGCUCUGGUCGUUCGCGGCGGCGGCGGCGCGGUGGCUCGUGAAGCCGCGGGAGAAGCGCGUGCAGGGCCGCGUGUGCGUGAUCACCGGGGCCGGAAGUGGACUGGGCCGCCUGUUCGCGCUGCACUUCGCCCGCAGAGGAGCCACGCUCGCGCUCUGGGACAUCAACCGCACCGCCAACGAGGAGACCGCGGAGCUCGUGCGCGAAAUCUACCGACAAAACACCACCGACACGAGCAACACCUGUACAGGUUCAGACGACAGCGUUGAGGAGUUGCCCGCGUUCCAGCCGCGGGUUUACACGUACGUGUGUGACGUGAGUAAGCGUGAGAGUGUGUACGCCACGGCCGAGCAGGUGAGGAGAGAGGUAGGAGACGUCACGUUCCUCGUCAACAACGCCGGCGUGGUUUCAGGACGUCACCUCCUCGAGUGUCCCGACGAACUGAUCGAGAGGACCAUGAUGGUCAACUGCCACGCCCACUUCUGGACCACGAAAGCUUUUCUCCCGAAGAUGCUGGAGUUAAACGAGGGCCACAUCGUGACUGUGGCCAGCUCUCUGGGUCUCUUCACCACGGCCGGGGUCGAGGAUUACUGCGCGAGCAAAUUCGGCGCCAUCGGCUUCCACGAGUCGCUGAGCCACGAGUUAAAGGCGGCGAACAAAGACGGGAUCAAGAUGACGCUGGUGUGUCCGUUCCUGGUCGAUACGGGGAUGUUUAAAGGCUGCGAAAUCAGGAAGGAGAUCGCGCCGUUUUUCCCGCCGCUGAACCCCGAGCACUGCGUGGAGCGAGCCAUGAGAGCCAUUCUGACGGAUCAGCCGAUGGUCUGCACGCCGCGCGCCAUGUACGCCGUCACCUUCAUGAAAACGAUUUUGCCGUUCGACGCCAUCGUGUGCAUGUACCGCUUCCUCGGCGCUGAUAAAUGCAUGUACUCCUUCCUGGCUCAUCGGAAAGAAUCCACCAACAACAACGAGUCGAAGAUCAGCAUGUAGUCGCUCGGAUCUUCUGUGAUAUCGCCUUACAUCUCUAACGCUCUGGUUCAUUUGGAGCAAAAAAUAAGAACUGUAAUUACAAUGCUUAGAAAACUAUGGAUUUUGUUAAGCUGCCUACACAUUUCCGUUUUUAAACCUGAUAAUUUAAUCUUCUACAGAUUAGAUAUGUGCCGAUAUGAUAUAUUUUUGCCUCGAUAAUUGCCUACAUUUUUUUUAAGAAAGAAAAUCUCACAGGAAAAAUCUGACUUAUUGUUCAAGCUGUAACAAGCAGGUGUUAUCGCAUCAUAAAAUAUAAGAACCAAUCAGAUUUCAGUAUGCAAAUGCAGUAAGUACUGGUUUAGCAGGGGAAAGGGGCGGGGUGUGUGUACGAGUGGGUUUUGGAUUUGCAUAACUUUUUUGUUUUUGUGUUUUUUUUCAUUAUAUUGCAUUUUAAAUAAUGACCUUAUGUUCUCAUUUUGACACCUGCUUCUGAUGUUUCCACUAAACAUGUCCUCUAGACGACGUCUGGCCUUCGCUGCGCUCUGAACCGGACAGAAAUAUCGGCACAUGUCUUUAUAAAGUCCUCUGAUCAGCUUGAUUAUGAAAUAAUGCAGUAUGUUACUGUAAUAGUGUACACUAUCUUUAUUUAUAUAUAAUUAUUUGUAAUUUCUGUCUUGUUCGAUUCCACACUGUGACCAAACGUUUAUUUGUUACUUUAGACAUUGUUCUUUUUCUGAAAACUUUAAAAAUGUAUUGUAUUGUUUUCAAAGGUGCAAUAUGUAUCAUUCCUACAAUAAAUAUUUUAUCCUAAAAAAUAAA
Pangasianodon hypophthalmus (striped catfish) is the source of this 2009-nucleotide messenger RNA. It is a transcript of the gene rdh10b, whose product is annotated as retinol dehydrogenase 10b. Gene Ontology annotation, molecular function: oxidoreductase activity, acting on the CH-OH group of donors, NAD or NADP as acceptor. The transcript has 6 exons. NCBI's taxonomy places the organism in Eukaryota, Metazoa, Chordata, Actinopteri, Siluriformes, Pangasiidae. The record is from RefSeq and is a predicted model, not a curated record. Gene Ontology annotation, cellular component: lipid droplet. Bases 183 to 1211 code for a protein of 342 amino acids.